Molecule: messenger RNA, 3047 nt
Organism: Diachasmimorpha longicaudata
Lineage: Eukaryota; Metazoa; Arthropoda; Insecta; Hymenoptera; Braconidae
Product: alpha-(1,3)-fucosyltransferase C-like
Exons: 4
Coding region: 456-1754 (432 amino acids)
Cellular component (GO): membrane
Molecular function (GO): fucosyltransferase activity
Source: RefSeq, a predicted model, not a curated record
GAUCACCUUCUAAUGAUCUCACAUCAAUUCCGAAGUUUGAAUUUCAUCGAGAAAUAGUUGAGCUCGUGAUUUGUGAAAUUCAGAGUGGGAGCGAACCACGUGGCUUCCAUCGACCCCUAAUACCGACCAGUUGAAUUAAAAGUGUAACACCUUUCCUAACGGUCAAAGAUCAUAGCUUCUAAUGUAAUCAAUGCACCACUGAUUUCAUUGAACGCUCGUUGACCAAAGUAAUCGUAUUACGGAAUGAUUCAGCCGCUUAAUUUUUUAUCUCCCAAUGCGAAUCGACUGUUCAAUUAAAUUUACACUCAGUCAGCGUUUAAUCAUGGUGUCACAGAGUUAGUGAACGUAGACAAUUUGCCGGGGAAUAAAUUAGAAUUUAAGGUACAUUUGCUAAGGUGUUAAACCACUUGAUCGAUUGUCAUCGGUGCUCAGUCAGGCUCUUAUUCGCCAGCAAUAUGCGUCCAAUAUGGUGUGCCUAUAGCCUUCUCUUCUUCACCGUGAUAAUGAUAGUGAUCGCUUUUAUCAUUAGAAGUUAUAUGGAUCAAGGUCAUGUUGGUGAAUUCUUCUAUGAUCAGGACAGAUUGCGAAACACUUUGCAUAAGUAUUUUGUUUAUGAAGAAACAAGAGGAGAAAGAGUCGCACGGAAGGAGAGAGAACAGGUGAUUGAACGAUGGAGGAAGUAUGGGGACGGUACCGAAGGAGUGAAGACAAUUCUCUACUGGAAUACAAUGAAAGUUGAACAGGACUUCAUGUUUGGUACUGGGGAUAUCUUUCAAGGAUGUCCAGUGCCCCAUUGCUACGCCACAACGGAGAGACACCUGGACGAUAUAAAAGACUUUCAUGCUAUUUUAUUUAAUGGCAUCGAGAUACGCUUUAGGGAUUUGCCUGCGGGUCGUUCUCCACAUCAGAGGUACAUCUUCUUCACCUGGGAGUCUCCAUCGUCGAGGCGUAUCCGACCUGCUAAUUUUGUCUUAAAACCGGACUAUUACAACUGGACGAUAUCUUAUCGCCUAGACUCCGACAUAAUACGUCCUUUCGGCAUGGUUAGAGAUAUUUUAACAGAUGAAAUAGUGGCUCCACCCCGAAAUCCAACUGACGCUGUCACUUGGAGAUACCCCGAAUAUCUUCUGGAAGUCGACACUGCCGAACUCAACUUAAUUAAGAAGAAAAAGCGAAUGGCUGCUUGGUUCGCUUCUCGCUGCAUCUCCGAUUCAAAGCGUGAAAUUCUGGUUGACGAGCUUAGAACCCAUUUCGAGGUGGAUAUUUAUGGUGAUUGUGGCCCUCUCCAAUGUGACCAAAAAAACCUUGAAGAUUGUUACGAUAUUGUUGAACGUGAUUAUUAUUUCUACCUCUCCUUCGAGAACACCCUCUGCAAGGACUACGUCACCGAAAUCUUGUUCCAGCCAUUAUCCAGAAACGUCAUUCCAGUGGUGUAUGGUGGUGCUGAUUACACCAAAUUUGCCCCUCCCCACUCCUACAUAAACGUGAUGGACUUCAAUUCUACAGCUGAGCUGGCAAGGUUCAUGUAUAGAUUAGUAGACGAUCCAAUGGGGUAUCACUCAUACUUCUGGUGGAAGAACUACUACCGACUUGAAGACGCAUCAAAGCCGACCCUCUGCGAUUUGUGCGCAAAACUUCACGACGAUGACUUACCGGCCAAACAGCUACGUAAUUUCAUGAAGUAUUACAUCGUAGGUCAAUGUUUCUCCCCGGAAAGUCUCCCGUGGUAUUACACAUUGCGCUAUUUACCAUAAACUAAUUGUGCAUUCGAAGCGGUCGUGUAUUGACUUAUCGAUGCAUUUGUCUAAGAAAAAUAUCUGUGUAUCAGGAAUAUUAUUGUUUAGGAGAAUUCGCUCGUAAGAUUCAUUACACAAGGAAUAGAUUAAAAAGAUUCAGUGGUGAAUAGACUUCGAUGAGUGGGUGGGGGGUCGGAGGUCAUUGAUUUUCGUGAAAAAGUUGUCUUCGGUUCGAAUUGUACAGCUGAGAAGUUCCUGUAAAAUACUUAAUGAAAGAGGAAGCUAAGACUAUGAUUGGUCCAGGAAGCUACACUCCGAUGACUCGCCAAGGAACUGUAGAUGAUUACAGAAAUUAUUAUAUCAUCGUCUAGUGAAAAUUUCAUAUUGAGAGCUGAGACUGAUUAUAUUCUUGAUACGUUUAUGGAGGAACUCCAAUUUCUUUGAAUUUUUUAUAUUUACAAUUUUACAAUAAGGGUAACUAUACAAGCAGUAGAUCAAGAUAUCUCAGUGGUAAUUGAUGUUCGUAAGUCGGCUGGCGAUGGGACGAAACAAACAAGAACAAAUUUUAGCUUAUAGCUGUGGAUACUAUACUCUAGUCCCAGGAUACUAGGGCGAUCAGAACGUCGCCUUCUGCUGCUAUUGAGAGGAGUCCACUUGAGUCUUCCUCGAAUUAGAAACGUCAAAUUACAAUCGGGAUACAUUGUGAUUACUAGAAAAUUUUCGAAACUUUGGUGGGAUUGAUUCCUUCCAUCAUAAAAUAAUAUUAAUAAACUGCAAAUUAAUAAAAGUGAUGAAAUAUGUUAUUUUUAUUUUACUUCAAGAAACUUGGAUUAUCCAUAUUGAACGUUUGUUCAUCUUUCAAUGAAAGCUCAAAUAGCCAAAAUGUCAUUGAACUUAUUGUUAAAAAUUUUGCGUUUUCCUUGAAAUUGCGCGACUUAUUUUGUAAGAGCGCGGAUACUGUUGCCUUCAGUGAAUAAACCCCCAUUCAUGUCAGACUUUGGAAAAAAAAUUUGAUGGCAGCACUUGCUUGCUCCAUCUCGUGUGCGCGGGUGUAUGAGAUCACCUUCUAACGAUCUCACGUCAAUUCACAAGUUUGAAUUUCAUCGAGAAAUAGAUGAGCUCGUGGUCUUUGAAAUGAAGAGUGGGAAACGAGGAACGUGGUUUUCAUCGGUAGCGAAUGCCGACCGGUUGAAUUAAAAGUAUAACGACUUUUCUAACGGUCAAGGAUUCUACCUCAAAAUAUCAUCGAUCCAUCGAUGAUUUGAUUGCACAUUUGGUGACUAAAAUACUCAAGAAAAUAAACAUGCGAGC